Psilocybe cubensis is the source of this 1119-nucleotide messenger RNA. RefSeq lists its product as uncharacterized. The transcript is spliced from 14 exons. Gene Ontology annotation, cellular component: membrane. The record is from RefSeq and is a predicted model, not a curated record. Gene Ontology annotation, biological process: zinc ion transmembrane transport; intracellular zinc ion homeostasis. The coding region runs from base 1 to 1119 and encodes 372 amino acids. NCBI's taxonomy places the organism in Eukaryota, Fungi, Basidiomycota, Agaricomycetes, Agaricales, Agrocybaceae. Gene Ontology annotation, molecular function: zinc ion transmembrane transporter activity.
AUGAAGAAUACAACCCGAAUCGGAAUCGUUCUAGCAGUCAGCAUCGCGUUUUUUUCGGCGGAAAUAGCAGGCGCGUAUCAAAACAUUGGCUUCAAAACCAAGAGUCUUGCUUUGAUUGCAGAUGCGUUCCAUUAUUUAAAUGACAUCGUGGCCUACGCCAUUGCCUUUGCUGCAGCCUAUCUACAAGAGCGAGGCCAACAUACACACAGCUUCACGUACGCAUUUCAUCGCGCCGAGUUGGUCGGGGCGUUUUUCAAUGGAGUUUUUCUCCUGGCAUUGGCCUUGUCAAUAUGCUUACAAUCCAUAGAGCGGUUUGUCCAUGUGGAAACCGUCGAGUCGCCGAAACUUGUCCUUAUUAUUGGCUGUAUUGGUUUGGCUUUGAAUAUCUUUAGCGCAAUAGUUGUUCAUGAUCACCACGGUCAUGGUCACGGUCAUUCCACGUCAUUCACUACUGACCCUUUGGAAUUGAAAAUCACCAACCCACAGAGGGAUGCCAUGCACGCCACACAUAAUCACAGGAUCGACCCGCCAGUCAGUGCCCCGCAACAUAACCUCGGCUUGGUUGGUGUCUUGACGCAUCUUCUGGGUGAUGCUAUUAACAACAUAGGCGUCAUAAUUGCCGGAAUAAUUUUCAUAAAACUCAGUUCCCCAAAACGUUUUUACGCUGACCCCGCCGUAUCUAUGGCCAUAAGCUUCAUAAUAUUCGGAAGUGCCGUUCCGCUAACGUUGAAGUCUGGGAGAAUUCUGUUAGAAGCUUCACCAAUACACCUCGACCUUGCCAAAGUAAAGGAAGACCUACUUUCUAUUCCCGAUGUGCUCUCCGUGCAUGAUCUUCAUGUCUGGCAUCUCUCGCAGUCGGUUAUCCUUGGUUCUCUCCAUGUUUGCGUACCCCUCGGCACUUCUCUCGAACAAUGGGAACAAACAGAACGGUACUUGCAGCAUUGCUUCGAAGAAUAUGGAAUCAGCCACGUCACCAUUUCUCCGGAGAUUUAUAGAGAUUUCGAGUCUACCUCUUCUUCUGCGGAACAUACCAAAGCUGGGUGCAGGCUUCCUUCUGAAGAUGACUUCGGGUGCGUCGUCAGUGAACUAAAGAAACGAAAAACCGCAGGUGGUGCUUGA